AUGACAAAGGAAGACUUACUGUUAAUCAUACAGAUGGUCGACCCUGACCCUGGCCAGGAUUUUCCUUUUGAUGACACCUACAAAUCUGCUCUUACAACUGAAGGACCGAUAAACCUCCAGGAGUUCUGGAGACUGACUGGCCAUCAUUGGAUGACCAUAUACAAGGGUACUAGUGCACUCACAUCCUUCAUAACAAGCUCUCAAAAGACAGGGGAAGAGUAUUUUGCAUAUGUUAAACGUAUGCAUUUAGCUUGGAAGGAUGCGGGUCUAACAGACCAUACCCUUUUUGUAACCACCACACUUAACGGGGGAAGCCAGAAGAUAGCACAAAUGUUAAAAAUAUUAGACCCUAAAAUUAUGAACAUGACUCCGGAGGCCUUUGUAGAACAUGUAAAGGUUAGGCAUCAAACAGGUCUCUUUGAAGCGAAAGGAGGACUUUUCCCAGCUUUAACGGGAGAGCCCAUGCUGGAGGAAACACCCCUGUUGGCGGCGCAAAUGCCUUACCAACAACAGAAUCAGUACCCUGUUGGCAAUCAGUAUUCUCCACGUUCUGUGCCAUACCCUCGCCAGGGCCCACAAAAUGAUCAAGCAUGUUUCCAUUGUGGUGGCUUUGGCCACUGGAAGGCUAACUGCCCACAAAGGAGACAAAAUUAUAGAGGUAAAAAGGGAAACAGGGGAGCUUAUAGAGGUCAAAACCCUAACUGGAAUGACAAUAGACAGAUAGCUCAGUACCCACAGUGGAACCAACAGGCACAAUCUCAAAAUCAACCACAGCAGCUACAAGCUGGUGCCGGGCCUCUUCCCUCUCCCCAAAUACCGGUACAAUGGCCAAACAGACAAAACCCAUAGGGAGGCCCGGAGCGUAUCCCGUCCUUAGUUCUUUGCUCUUAUUCUGGCACUUGGCAGGCUUUACCUAUUAUAAACCUUGUUGUAGAGGGGGUGGACAUCGCACUCCUCACGGACACGGGAGCCACAACCAGCUCCUUAAACAACAAGGCUUUUGCCAGUAGGGCUAUUACACAAGGACGCUCUGUGGGAAUUAAUGGGAUACCAACAUCACACGACAUAA
This is a messenger RNA of Rana temporaria (common frog), 1069 nucleotides long. RefSeq lists its product as uncharacterized. Gene Ontology annotation, molecular function: nucleic acid binding; zinc ion binding. Lineage: Eukaryota; Metazoa; Chordata; Amphibia; Anura; Ranidae. The transcript has 2 exons. The coding region runs from base 1 to 849 and encodes 282 amino acids. The record is from RefSeq and is a predicted model, not a curated record.